This is a messenger RNA of Schistosoma turkestanicum, 1421 nucleotides long. The record is from the annotation of a GenBank genome assembly. NCBI's taxonomy places the organism in Eukaryota, Metazoa, Platyhelminthes, Trematoda, Strigeidida, Schistosomatidae.
UUGAUGAGCAUGGUGGAUUUGUUGCAGAUGUGAAUGCGCGGAUUGUCAAAACAAGGACAGCAUUCCUACAAUAACAUAACAUCUAAGCCUCAAAACAACUUUAGAAUACCACCAAAGUCGAAUUUUCUUUCAAUAGGAAGUUAACCUGUUUGUACUUAAUCGUGAAAAAGAUAUUGUAUAUUGAAAAAGUUGAUCUGUUUGUAAAAGUUGGUACGGUAUUGGAUAUUGUAAGGUGUUCGCAACUCUGCGCUAUCAACUGGUUUCCAUUGUCAGACUCUCUUAACUUGUGAUCAUGGAAUCGAUAAAGAUGAAUAAUGGUCAUUCUAUUCCAAUUGUUGGUCUUGGGACAUGGAAUAGUCCUCCAGGGCAAGUUGGAGCGGCUGUGAAAAAAGCCCUAGAAGUUGGUUAUCGACAUGUGGAUUGUGCUCAUGUUUAUAAAAAUGAAGCAGAGAUCGGUGAAGCAUUAGAAGAUGCUUUACAUAGUCUAAAAUUAAAAAGAGAGGAUGUUUUUGUUACUUCAAAGCUAUGGAAUACUCACCAUCGACCUGAAAAUGUUAGGAAAGCCUGUGAAGUGACUUUGAAGAAUUUACGUCUGAAGUAUCUUGACUUGUACUUGAUUCACUGGCCUGUUGCAUUUCAAUAUGGUGAACCUCUUUUUCCAACUGAUUCGAAUGGAAAGUGGUGUUUAGACAAAGUACCACAUGAAGAAACUUGGAAGGAAAUGGAAAAACUCGUUGAUGAUGGUUUAGUCAAAUCGAUUGGUGUAUCCAAUUUCAAUAAACGACAAAUUGAAAAUAUUCUCAAACAUUGUCGUAUUAAACCAGCGAAUUUACAAGUGGAGAUUCAUGCUAAUUUUCCUAAUACAAAAUUAGUUGAAUAUGCUGAAUCGGUUGGUAUAACUGUGACUGCUUAUGCUCCACUUGGCUCACCGGCUGCUUCACCGGGAAAAGUUGAUCUACUUACAGAACCUAGGGUUUUAGACAUUGCUAAGCAUCAUGGUAAAACAGCAGCUCAAGUUCUGUUGCGUUAUUUAAUCCAACGAAAUUUGAUAGUAGUUCCGAAAUCUGUUACACCGAAGAGAAUCGAAGAAAACUUUCAGGUGAUGGAUUUUCAAUUGUCAAAAGAGGAAAUGCAUGAUUUACACACGAAAGGAUUAAAUGAACGUCAAUUCAAAUUAUUGAAAAUGGCCGAUCAUCCUGAAUAUCCAUUCAAAGACGAGUAUUGAAGAUAUAUAUAUAUAUAUAUAUAUAUAUAUAUAUAUAUAUUCAUCCGAAUGAACGGCGGCUAGUCAGUCUGUGGAAUAGAGAAUUUGAGUUGAUUACAUUUCUAAUCACGUUAUUAUUUGGUUUGAUAUGUUUCUGCAUAUGUGUAUGUCGUCUGUUUUUGUUCAAUAAUAAAUAAAAUCUUGUUAUUCAUUUCAA